Onthophagus taurus is the source of this 1214-nucleotide messenger RNA. RefSeq names its product translational activator of cytochrome c oxidase 1. Lineage: Eukaryota; Metazoa; Arthropoda; Insecta; Coleoptera; Scarabaeidae. The record is from RefSeq and is a predicted model, not a curated record. Gene Ontology annotation, cellular component: mitochondrion.
CGUUUCCGUACAAAAUAACGGGGAAAACUUUACACAAAGCAUCCCCCAUCCUCCAUUCUUGGUGAAUAUACCUGUCUGCCAUCAAGGCAAUUAGGCCCUUUGUACAUCUCCACAAUUUACACAUCAUUCAGGGGUCAGAAAACCAGCUCAAGGGCGUUUAUAUGAGUUGGAUUAUAUUAUCCCAAUGAUCUUUGAGGUUUGACUAAAACAGAAUAAAAGAUACUGGAAAUUAAAAGAUUAUAGAGGGUGUGUUAUCUCUAUAAGAGCUUCCUAAUCUUUCUAAUAACCUUGGAAAUCACUACAAUGCAAAAGUUGUAGAUGUCGCCACUUUCGCCGUAAAAAUGCUUAAACCGCUAUUUAGAGCAAAAGAUUUAAUUUUUGUGCAAAAACGCUUAGCGGGGCACUCGAAAUGGGCCAAUAUCCGACACACGAAGGCGUUAAAAGAUGGCCAAAGGGGGCAAAUGUUCACGAAAUUCGCGAGGCAAAUAAAAGUUGCAAUUCAAGAAGGAGGAUCCCCCGAUCCGGUUAAAAAUUUGAAGUUAGAACAAGUCCUCGAACAAGCUAAAAGGAAUAAUAUGCCAAUUGGAACGAUUCAAGGUGUUAUUAAGAGUACACAAAUUAAUAAGGAGAUGUGCAAAAAGUAUUUGUUGGAGAUUAAGGGUCCAGGAAGUAGUGUUUUUCUUUGUGAAGUCUUCACAGGAAAUUUAACCCAAACUCGAUCGUUGCUUGCUUCGAUAUUAAAAAAGCAUUCAUCUAAAUACGUCGAAAAUAGCGUAAAACACAUGUUUGUGGAGAAAGGAAUUAUUGAGUGUUAUCUUGAUGAUUACAAAGAUAAAGACAUCUUAGAAAAAGCCAUGGAAGAUGCAAUCGAGUUUGGUGCUGAAGAUGUGAAAGUCUUAGAUGACAAUUUAAUUCAAUUUCUUUGUACAUCUCAAAAUUUGAAGAUAGUUCAAACGAAAUUAGAAACGGCGAAAUAUAAAAUAACCAGUGCGAGUGUUGAAUAUAUUCCAAAUCAAUUGCAAAUUUUGAAUGAAAAGGAUUUAGAAAUAUGUUCAAAUUUAUGUGAGAAAUUAGAGAAUCAAAGUGAAGUUAUUGAAAUUUAUGAUAAUAUAGGAAAUUGAGUUGAUAUAAAAGAAAUUAAUAAAUUUAAAUAUGAAGGGUAGAAGUAGAAUCCUUUCCUUUCUUAAUUUUAAUAAAUACAGCUUUCAGGAAUU